AUGCAAUGCAUCACCACCUGCUUGCAUUUUGGUUCAGAGAUCUAUCGACUACGCACGAACACCCACAACACCCCAGUCGAUCAUCCGCAAUCGCAUAUGCAUCACUGCUGAUCAGUAGCCCACAAUGGCGCUGCAGCAAUGUUCAGCAACGCUCGACACGUGCCUUCGAAGGCUGCCCUGAAGGUCCUUUACCAACUCGCCUACAUUUCUUCUGGAACCGCAGUGGGCGUCGCAACGCUAUGCGCCGAGGAGCGCAGACGGCGCACGCUGGUCGUGCAGAAGAUAGCGGAUAACGCGAAGAGAAUCAGGCAGAGUCCUCAGCAUGUUCGGAAUCGGCGACGACGAUCCGCGGACGAGAGUCGCGAGAAACAUGCCAUCUUAGCAGGAGAGGGCGAUGUUGGCAGUGGAAUCGAGCUUGAUGAACGUGCAGUGCGAGCGGCGGAACUGCCAUCGGCCGUGGAGGAUGGAUAUGCGCAAGUAGCGCAACAAUCUGGCCGGACACGAAGACGAUUGCGAGCAUCGUCUAAGCGACAACCUCGUGAGAACGUCGAGGACAGGAACACUUCAGUCGCUUCCCGCACGAGUGAAGAUGCACCAAACGAGCAGUCUAUGGGUUCAGCGACGCAGGCUAGCAUUGUCCGCUCUGUACAUGUACCGUCUCAAGCACGUUCCAUGGAUCCGGCUUCGGCACCACAAGGCAUCGUUCGCAAAGUACAGCUUGGCCUUGACCAUAUUACAACUCGCAGCGAUGGUCGAGAACAUCGCCAAUGGCCAAUUCGACCCCCGAGGCUGCGCACCUUAGAGGCUUUUCAGCGGUCAUCGCGAGUCAGUCCACCCAGCAUUGAUCAUACUUAUGAAGCUGCCAAAGAUGUUAUGUGGGAAGUGGAGAAGUUCCUCGUCUCUGCAGCACGAGUUGGCGUAGCAGGUGUGGAUCAGCGUUGGAAACACAUGGCCUCGUCUCUCCUGCAUCUCUCUGCAACGUGUGGGAUGAGGUUAGAAGUGAACCGACUGAUGCAAUGGCUGGCCAAAUUCGAUGCUUUGUCGCCAGAGCUGAUUCUCAUGAUUUGUGAAUCAUGUCGCCGAUUCUUACGAAGACCUAGAACGCCCAUGCAUAGCGUUCUCCUGCUCUACCGGGAUUUGUUCAAGAUGCCCAUAUUUACCCAGCAAGAAGAUGCUCUCCGUGUACGAUCACAGCUUGCAGUAGUAGAGGGCAUUGCUAGCUUCUCUGGCGGAAUCGUGGACAAGGAACAGAUCUCCACAGCCUACAUCGAGCUUUUCGACAGUGAGCUCUUAGUGCAAGAGCUCGCUGCACGGCACGAAACGCUCUGUGCCCAUAACGAUCAUCAAUUGGCGCACACCCUGGUCUUUUCUGUCCUCGAGAGUACGACCGUGAGCAACGAGUCGAAGACCCGGUAUGAGAAACUUGUCGAUCAGUGCAUCAAGUCCUCUCUCAACGGUGGGAAGCUUGCCUGUUCUGUGCAACUAUGGUUGAAGGGAUAUGCCUUCUUUCAAAAUACGGAAUACGGGCUCUCACAAUUUGGCCGCCGUCUGACUCAUAUAGCAACGCUUGCCAGAAGAACAAGGUCAAUCAAUCUGCUAGAACCAAUCUGCAGGCGGCUAGCAGAGGCCGAAAACGGGCAUUACGCCGUGCUUGAUUUCAUCAAUGAAAACUGCAAAAUUUCGCUGGCUAUGGCAUGCAUCGCGAUGGCGGAACCACCAAUGGCGCUGCUCGAAAAGCUCCACAGCGAGCUGGCCCAGCCGCGAAAGGACGAGAUCCUCUUUGCCCAAGCGGAUGCGCAAUUGAAAGAGAUGUGGCAGAGUACCCGCAGCCUUCCGGCCGUAUUUGCAGCCUACGAGAAUUUCCGAAAAGCCCGAGCUCAUCUUAUCGAUGAACAGGUCUGGGCUGGCUCAGUCGGUCCCCCUGAGAUGGCAUUAAUUGAGAUCUGUAAUUUGGCUGGUCAACCAGAUCGCGGGCUUCAGAUUCUGUCAUCCGCACAGAUUACCCGCCUUGAAUCAGUUGAUUCAUUCUCGUUGGCGGCUUUGACAUUGGCCACUAAGAAUUCUUGGGAGACGUUUGCAACGUUGAUAUCGUCGGCUGCAGACUCGCAGCUCUCGAUCGCCGACGACAGAGUCGCAACGAACCGAUUGGAUUAUGCUGUGAUGAAAUAUGGACAGCGACACAGCGCAGCUGAGACCUGGGAGUUCAUAUCUGGCUUGGUGGCACGUGUCAAGUUUGUUCCCACUGCGGCGACCGCGAAGACCAUGCUUCGAAAGUUAGCAUCUGAAAUGACACCAGAUGAGCCCAGCCCGAUUCUGGAUUGGCUACAUUACAUGCAAUCUUUUGGUGUCGAGUCCAUUCUGGAUGCAGAUACGGUAACGACAAUGUUUCGCCAUCAUUAUCGUGAGGUCCGCACACCGCACACGUUGCUCAUGCACUUUUCCCGACGGUUAUACAGGGCUGUGCCUUACUUGAAAGCAGGCAGUUUGAGGGGCAUCGUCAAAGAGGCCAUUGCUUACGAUAUGAGAGAGUUGGACACCAAAUAUCAACAGGCAGUACAGCUCGCAGCAGAGAUCAAUUUGCAGCGCGUAACAGAAAACAGCGCGAUCAUACCUUUGCCCAUUGGAAGGACACAGCUGCAGACACGAGCAGGUAUUCAAAAGUAUCGGUCUUCGCAGACAGAGCAGACGUCGGGCGUUCGUGAGAAUCCGCUGCCAAGCGCGGAUGCGAAGCACGAUUUGCACGAUGUGCAUCCCUCCUCUGAAGGAGAUGUACGCUGGGAGCCCAACGACAUACCACUAGGGAGCCGACAAGGCGCUCUUGUGGAAGCAGAGAGCCCUGAUCUUAUGGCCGAAGUCAGUGACGACGCUACCAUCGAGCCUUUCGAAAGGGUUAUCCAAGACUACUAUGCUGCGGAAGACGACGCGGCAAUGGAGCUCAGCCCGCGACGUAAAGAGACAGCUCGGACUACAAGAGACGCGCUUUCAGCCGAUCGCGAAACGGUCGCAGCAGCCACCGCUGAUUCCACGCAAUCGACCCCAGGACAACCCCAAGUACACAGGCGCGAGAGGGAGAACAGCAAGCAAGAUAUCAGUGGCCUUCCAACACGCAUUGGCGCGCUCUCUGGAAAGCAGGAGAUCGGAUACUCUGGUCAUGGCAGCUCAGUGUUUGCACGUAAGCAGGUAUCGAACAUGGUUCUGGAGUAUUCCGCGAAAAGGUUCGUGGAAGUCCUUGACCUGUACGAGAAAUCUCUUGGGCCAACUGGACGUCCCUCGUCACCUUUGGCGCUGUCUGUAGCUGUGCAGGCACGCAUCCGUCUGGACAACGGUGCGAUCGAUGGAGCCAAGCAAAUCAUGCUGGCAGCGCAAGACGCCGGUUUCAAUGCAAGCUGCGCCUCAGCGCCGAUUCUCAUCAGAGAAAUGCGGAUGAUGCGUCGCGAGGACAAGCGAGAUCUUGCAAAGUUACGAGAUAAAGUGAUGGAGUACUAUGUUGCGAAUGCCCGGAACGGCUGGCCAGUAUCGCACUACGUGGGCGUGUCAGCUGCAAACCUUUUGAUUGACAAUCAUGAGCCUGCUCUCGGCAUCGACUUACUUAACUUCGUUUGUAGGGACAGAUGGGGCAGCCACGAUCCACCUGACAUUGUCACGAUGACCGUCUUCUUGAAGGGCUUCAUGGCACUCAAGCACCUCAAGGGCAUUAUAUGGGUCGUGCGCAAGGUUCUAGGUGAGAAGAUGCGGAUCACUCGCAAGUUCUUGCAUCGUUUGCGGACCAGUCCAAAGUCAUUCGAAAGGUUUCCACAUCUACCUCGAAGUCAACGAAAAUCAGUAGACCCGAUGACUCUUCGUCGAUUGAAAACAGUGCGAGUGCUUUGUAUACAUCAGCGCAUGGCUCAGCGGAACAAUGCCAGACGCCUUGGAUUCAAGUUUGUCGCUGUUUUACGUCUUGCGGCACGCUACCAGCAAGCAUCGAGUGAAGAGGAACGACAGUACCUUGUGCAGCUUGAGCAUGAAUACUACAAGAGGAGAUCGGGCGAGGGUUCCACGAUCUUGAACAAGCAAGUCACUCAGAUGUACACGGCCCGUCGAGCCUGGUCACGCUACAGGCGCAUCGCUCGAGCCUCGUUUCGUAAAGAAUGGGUACGCACGAGGUUCGGUGAGAGGCAGAAGACCACUGCAGUGUUUCAAAGCUUGCGGACAAGGCAGUACCGGCAGUUCAAAAAAAUGAACCCUGCAAUUCCCGGCGGCCGACCUGCAUCCCUCAAACAGUAUCUCGCACUACUGAGGAGCAAUCACGGCAAGCUCCCGAAAGAUCUAUCAGGCAACCCUUCAUCGAAGGCAGCAUAUACACCACUGCUUCACGACGACACGACUGAUGGGCUCCAGCAGCAGCAGCGGCCGCACGUUGAGCCCUUUGCGCUUCCGGAAACGAGAGAAGAGUCAAAGGCAUCGUUCACACCACCGCUGCGUGAACACCCGGGAGAUAUGCUCGAGGAGCAGCAUGACUCUGGGCUCACGAAAACAAGAGAGAAUUCGCAGCUAGCGUACACGCCAGUACUGCAUGAAGGCGCGGCAAUUGGACUCCAGGAGCAGCGUGACGACUUUGCAGAGUCGAUGAGAACGAAAGCCGAGUCGAAGGCAGCAUAUUCUCCACUGCUGCACGACGACACCCAAGAUAAGGCCCCAGAGCAGCAUGUCAAGUUCACAGAGCCCGUGAGCACGAGAGAAGAGUCUCAGCGUGGGCAUGUUGAGCAUUUGCGGAAAAUCAUCUCGAGGCACAUUCCUGCACAGGCCGAUUCAUCGUCAAAAGCACCGUACGCAACCUCGAUGCACUACGACGUUGGACAAAAGCCACCGGAGCAACACUCCAAGUUCACGAAACCCAGGGCCACGAGAGAAGAGUCCCAGCAUGGGAAGAUAGAGCAUUCGCAACAGAGCACUUUGAGAGAGAAACCUGUACUGACCUACGUACCGUUUAAUUGAAAUUCAGCCGAAAGCCGGCACAGAUACCCUUUGGUGAAUGACGCUGUAGAUGAUAGAGAGCGACGGAAUGUAUUCACUGGGCGUUGAAACGGAUGGGAGGGCAUUGUUUAAGCAUAGCGAUGGUGUUAUCGUCGCAAUUUUCAAUGUAAGAAGGAGUCCAGAUCCCGACAUAGGUACAUGGAGCUAUCUGGCAAUGUAAAAUUGCGGCCGCGAGAAGGAGAAA
Messenger RNA from Cercospora beticola, 5200 nucleotides. RefSeq lists its product as uncharacterized. The record is from RefSeq and is a predicted model, not a curated record. Lineage: Eukaryota; Fungi; Ascomycota; Dothideomycetes; Mycosphaerellales; Mycosphaerellaceae.